GCGGAGGGCCCUCCACAGCCUCCGCCACCUCGACGGCGUCGUCCUGCUCUGGCAGCGGCCGGGCCAAGGGGCUGAAGGAUAUUCGCAUCGACGAAGAAGUGAAAAUCGCUGUGAACAUCGCUCUGGAGCGGUUCCGAUAUGGGGACCAGCGAGAAAUGGAAUUUCCUUCAUCCUUGACCAGUACUGAAAGAGCAUUCAUUCACCGAUUGAGUCAGUCUCUUGGUUUGAUUUCUAAAAGUAAAGGGAAAGGAGCAAACCGGUAUCUAACUGUGAAGAAAAAAGAUGGAUCAGAGCUGGCACAUGCAGUGAUGACCUGUAAUUUGAUUCCAAACACAAAACAUGCUAUUAGAAGCCUAGUACAGCGAUUUCCUGUCACCAAUAAAGAGCGCACAGAACUUCUACCAAAAACCGAGAGGGGAAAUGUAUUUGCUGUUGAAGCUGAGAAUAGAGAAAUGAGCAAAACAAGUGGGCGACUUAACAAUGGCAUCCCUCAAAUCCCUGUGAAACGGGGAGAAUCUGAAUUUGAUUCAUUUCGACAAUCUCUGCCGGUUUAUGAAAAGCAGGAUGAAAUUGUUAGAAUUAUUAAAGAAAAUAAAGUUAUUUUGAUUGUGGGGGAAACUGGAUCAGGAAAAACUACUCAGAUUCCUCAGUUUCUACUUGAUGACUGUUACAAAAAUGGAAUACCAUGUCGUAUAUUUUGCACUCAGCCAAGACGUUUGGCAGCAAUUGCCGUGGCUGAAAGAGUUGCUGCUGAAAGGAGAGAGAAGAUUGGGCAGACGAUUGGCUAUCAGAUCCGAUUGGAAAGCAGAGUUUCUCCAAAGACACUGUUAACAUUUUGCACUAACGGAGUAUUACUUCGUACACUAAUGGCAGGAGAUAGUGCACUGUCAACUGUAACUCAUGUUAUUGUGGAUGAAGUUCAUGAGAGGGAUCGGUUCAGUGACUUCUUGUUAACGAAGUUAAGAGAUACAUUACAGAAGCACUCAUCUUUGAAACUCAUACUUUCUAGUGCUGCUCUGGAUGUGAAUCUGUUUGUCAGAUAUUUUGUAGGUUGUCCAGUGAUAUAUAUACCAGGAAGACCAUUUGAAGUAAAGGAGAUGUUCCUGGAAGACCUAUUAAGAAGUACAGGCUAUACAAAUAAAGAGAUGAUCAAAUACAAAAAGGAAAAACAGCGAGAGGAGAAACAACAAACAACUCUGACUGAGUGGUAUUCUGCACAAGACAACAGCAAGCCAGAAAUGCAACGACAGAGGGCAGUUCCAAAUGUAUCUGAAGAAUAUGAUUUGUUGGAUGAUGGUGGUGACACAGUUUUUAGUCAAUUGGCUGAAAAAGAUGUCAAUUGCCUAGAACCUUGGCUAAUUAAAGAAAUGGAUGCUUGUCUUUCUGAUAUUUGGCUUAAUAAAGAUAUCGAUGCCUUUGCGCAGGUGUUCCACCUUAUUUUAACUGAAAACGUCAGUGUUGAUUACAGGCACAGUGAAACAAGUGCUACGACUUUAAUGAUAGCUUCUGGAAGAGGUUUCUUGAGUCAAGUAGAACAGUUGAUUGGUAUGGGAGCAAAUGUCCACAUCAAAUCAUCCAAUGGCUGGACAGCUUUGGACUGGGCUAAGCACUUUGGACAGACAGAAGUGGUUGACCUGUUGGAAUCCUACUGUGCCUCACUGGAGUCUGGUAAUCUAGAUGAAAGUUCCUUGGUCCAUGCUAAUGCUAGUGAACUUAGUGCAGAAGACAGAGAACUCCUGAAGGCUUAUCAUCACAGUUUUGAUGACGAAAAGGUGGAUCUUGACCUGAUCAUGCACCUACUGUACAAUAUCUGUCAUAGUUGUGAUGCAGGAGCUGUUUUAAUUUUCCUUCCUGGAUAUGAUGAGAUUGUUGGCCUGAGAGAUCGCAUACUAUUUGAUGACAAGAGGUUUGCUGAUAAUGCUCACAGAUUCCAAGUUUUUAUGCUGCAUUCAAAUAUGCAAACAUCUGACCAAAAGAAGGUUCUAAAAACCUCACCCCCAGGCAUCCGCAAAAUAAUUCUUUCUACAAAUAUUGCUGAAACCAGCAUUACAGUUAACGAUGUUGUCUUUGUGAUUGACUCUGGAAAAAUGAAAGAGAAGUCCUUCGAUGCAUUGAACUGUGUAACUAUGCUGAAGAUGGUAUGGAUUUCUAAAGCUAGUGCUGUUCAGAGAAAGGGCAGGGCAGGACGUUGUCGGCCUGGGAUUUGUUUCCGACUUUUCAGUAGACUAAGAUUUCAAAAUAUGCUGGAAUUUCAAACUCCAGAACUUCUAAGAAUGCCUCUACAGGAGCUUUGUUUACAUACAAAAUUGCUAGCUCCCAUCAACUGUCCAAUUGCUGACUUUUUAAUGAAAGCUCCAGAACCACCUCCUGCUUUAAUUGUGAGAAAUGCUGUGCAGAUGCUGAAGACAAUAGAUGCUAUGGAUACCUGGGAGGAUCUGACAGAACUUGGCUACCAUCUGGCUGACUUACCAGUAGAACCUCAUCUUGGUAAAAUGGUGCUGUGUGCUGUUGUUCUCAAGUGCCUGGAUCCUAUUCUGACCAUCGCAUGCACUCUUGCAUAUCGUGAUCCUUUUGUGCUACCUACACAGGCCUCACAAAAACGUGCAGCCAUGCUGUGCAGAAAACGAUUUACUGCAGGAACAUUUAGUGACCACAUGGCCCUUCUCCGGGCUUUCCAGGCAUGGCAGAAAGCGCGAAGUGAUGGCUGGGAAAGAGCUUUUUGUGAGAAGAACUUCCUUUCGCAGGCAACGAUGGAGAUUAUCAUAGGAAUGAGAACACAGUUGCUUGGGCAACUCAGAGCAUCAGGUUUUGUUAGAGCCAGAGGUGGUGGUGAUAUAAGAGACGUUAAUACAAACUCUGAAAACUGGGCUGUGGUUAAAGGUGCCUUAGUAGCUGGAAUGUAUCCAAAUAUAGUUCACGUUGAUAGAGAGAACAUUGUCUUAACUGGGCCAAAAGAAAAAAAAGUCAGAUUUCAUCCUACCUCAGUUCUUAGCCAGCCCCAAUAUAAAAAGAUUCCUCCAGCAAAUGGUCAAGUGGCAGCUAUUCAGGCACUCCCCACAGAUUGGCUGAUAUAUGAUGAAAUGACAAGAGCCCACCGAAUAGCCAAUAUCAGGUGCUGCUCAGUUGUGACACCAGUCACUGUGGCUCUCUUCUGUGGAUCAGCUAGGUUGCCAAGUAAUGCUUUACAGGAGCCUUCAUCCUUCAGAGUGGAUGGUGCUCCCAAUGACAGCAGUGAUAGUGAGAUGGAAGAUAGAACAACUGCUAACUUAGCUGCACUGAAACUGGAUGAAUGGCUCAAUUUUAAACUAGAUCCAGAGGCUGCCAGCCUCCUCCUGCAACUGAGACAGAAAUGGCACAGUUUAUUUUUGCGGCGCAUGAGAGCUCCUUCAAAGCCCUGGUCUCAAGUUGAUGAGGCAACUAUACGAGCAAUCAUUGCAGUGUUGAGCACUGAAGAACAAUCUGCAGGUCUCCAGCAGCCUUCAGGGAUUGGACAGAGACCAAGGCCCAUGUCAUCCGAGGAACUUCCUUUGGCAUCUUCAUGGAGAACAAACACCAGCCGAAAAAGCUCAGCAGAAGCAGAAUUUGUGGAUGACACUUUUAAUGCUGAAAGAAAUCCCCCCAAAUCAACUUUAAGCUAUGAUAUAAACAAAGAACAGAACAAUACAAUAUUAAGAGUCCUAAUGAAGUCUGCCUCUCCAGCGUUUCACCAACCACUGAAAUACAAAGAAAGAAGCCUUCUGCAUUCCAAACGAAGCACAGAUGACAGGUCAGACCAGUCGUCUGUUAAAUCUACAGACAGUAGCAGUUAUCCCAGCCCCUGUGCCAGUCCUUCUCCUCCAUCAUCUGCGAAGGGCUCCAAGUCUCCUUCUCCGAGACCAAAUAUGCCAGUUCGGUACUUUAUUAUGAAAAGCAGCAACUUGAGGAACCUUGAGAUUUCACAGCAAAAGGGGAUUUGGUCUACCACCCCAAGUAACGAGCGGAAACUGAAUCGAGCCUUUUGGGAGAGCAGUGUUGUUUACUUGGUAUUUUCUGUUCAGGGAUCAGGACAUUUUCAGGGUUUUGCUCGAAUGUCUUCAGAGAUAGGACGUGAGAAAAGUCAAGACUGGGGUUCUACUGGUUUAGGGGGAGUGUUCAAGGUGGAAUGGAUCCGGAAAGAAAGUCUUCCCUUUCAAUUUGCUCAUCACUUGCUCAACCCUUGGAAUGAUAACAAGAAAGUACAAAUAAGCCGAGAUGGCCAGGAACUGGAACCUCAGGUUGGUGAACAAUUGCUACAGCUAUGGGACCGUAUUCCUUUAGGAGAGAGAAACAUAGCUGAUUGAAAAUACAAUGGCAGAUUUUGAAAUAUGUAUUCUUUCCUGAUGUUGCAGCGCAUGUGAAAUCGAUAAAUUUGCUAAAAUCACCAAUGCACCUACAAUAAAGAAAUAUCAUAAUGAAACAGGCUGAAGGAAUGCAAUGGUACCUGCUCUAGUACAGAGUGGAUUUGAAGGAAACAAUGCAGUCUGCUCUCAUUUUCACUGAAAAGUUUGUUCUGAAUGAUUCCCUUUGAAGUUUCAAAUCUUAGGACACCAAAGCAGAUUGAAACCUCUGGUUAACUUUAACUAGUGCUGUAAUUAUAUUUCAUAUGUUUUACAGAAGAAGAAACGGGUCUAGGAACAAUGAAUCCUGUUCAGACAAUGCUCAGGGGUUCAGGUGCAGCUUAGUUAAAAGUCUGUGAACAACAUCUGCUAUUGGCAUAAAGACUAAGUAGAUACAUUAGUGACGAGAUCUUCCUCCCCUCAGAUUAAAUUUAUUUAAAACUGUAACAUGAUGGACACUUUUUGUUAAUAAACCGGCUUUACGGUCUUUAAGUUUUUACUAUGUUCUAGUAUGCACUUGAUGAAAUGGGCAUGGAUUUUUAAAUUCUCUUCUAGUAGCUAAUGGCCAGGGACAGGAAAGGACACUUCAAGGAACCAUUUGAUAUUGGCCACACCAUAAUCUUCUCAAAACAAUCACUAGCCGCUUUUAUUCCUCCUUCCCAAUAUAACCUAUAAAACUUUUUGUGUGUGCCCCUUGUUCUUUUUCACUCCCCUUUUACAACUUGAUCUUUCUAAAUAGAUCCCUCAUGCUUUAUGCAAACAUCUGACUGUUAUACUUUAUACGACACUACUGUCUCUGUUAUCUGUAUCUUUAGAGAAGUAAGGGCCAAAUCAGAAAUUUGCCAAGAGGAAAGAAGAAAUAUCAGGAAGGACACGCGACACUGUGUUUUUCCACACAACGUUUGAAUAGGGUUGGUUUAAGAGGUGGCCAUUUAAUUCUUGGGCAGUCUUUUAAGCUAAUAAUGUAAAAGGAAUGCUGGUUCUUUCCCUCAAACUAAGUGAAAGUAGAUGUGGGGGGAAAGUGAAAGCUUUGAUUCUCAGUGGAACACUAUUAACAUAUUCACGAAGAUUCUGAAAUGGAAUUUGUUGGCGUUUGCAUUUCAAUGUUAUGUAUAUAUGUAUAGGUGGACUUAUUUGUAGUUUCUGACCACAUGUAAUUGAGUUCCUCUGUACAUUCGUGUAGCAUUCUAUUGUUAAAUAUUACUAAUUCUAAUCUAUGUCACCAAAAUUGUUUAGAGUUGGAAAUAAGAUGAUUUAGAAUAAAAAUGUUUUGUUUUAGCUUUGUGGUGUGUGGAAGUAAUUUGUAAUUCUAUAGCAGAGAAAAUCAAGAGUGCUAGAUCUACCUGGGGCUGUAGCUUCACCUUUUGAUUCUUAAAUUGCAUUCAUUGCCAGUAGUUUGUAUAUAUCUAUAGUAAUUAUUCUGUUAUAGUUCUGCAGUCAUGGACAAACAGACUGCAGUAUAUUGUAGCUUGUAACUUGCCAUGGGUAGAAGUCAGCAAGAAUGUUGUCUUGUAUGUUUCCUCUAAAUGUCUUCAAGUUCAGGAUUCAGGCACAGCCGUUCUGGGGUAUGAAGAAUGCAGUUCAUGCCUUGUCUUUUGCUACUGAUUGGUAGUUUAUAAAGCAUAAAGUAAUAGAAAACUGUUUGAAACUGUAAUGUCAACAUGAUUGGGUGUAUAUAAAGCUACAUGUACACAGGCUUAUUAAUCCUGCUUAGUGAACUUCAUAUAACUUUUGAAAUUGAAAAUCCUUUCCAGUGGGUGUGUUGCAUGUAUAAAAGGCAGAGGUGUGUGUGUAUGUAUGUAUGAAACAGGAUUGUAGUUAUGAACUUCGAAUAGGUAUUGUGUAUCAGUGGGGAGGAAAAGCCUGUAAGGAAGAGAUAAAGAUAAGGGGGGAAAACCCAAAUGCUCAGAACUUGGAUGAGCAUUAUACAUACAAAUAAAAUAUAUACAUUGAAGAGGGAAAGUGGAAGGACCUAGAAACUUGGCUGAGUUGCUAGAUACAGACCACCUGGCUACACAGUUGUUUCAUGCCUUUGAAGAUGACAACCCAAGACUUUUAUUGAGAGUACUUAUUGGUAUGAGGUUACAAUUUCUAUUUGACUGGGUCGUUAAUUCUUUUCACAUUAAGGGAAACAACUUCAUUCUAACAAUUUGUCUGUGAACAUCACCCUUAGAGUAGAGGUGGGCAACUCAUGCCCCUCCAGAUCCUUUGGCUUGCAACUCCUAUCACCCUCACCAUUAACUAUGCUGGCUAGGGCUGAUAGAAGUUGUAAACCAAAACAAUCUGGAGGACCAUACUAAGUAUGCAACAUAUUCCUGUAGAGUACACAAACAUGCUGAAGCUAUGGUAUUAAUGAAAAUGAAUUCUGAAAUAAAAAAGACAAAAGUGGGGCUUCAGUGGACAAGAUACAACCAGUAUCUAACAGAUUCUGACAUACUUUGGUCAUUAAGAGUAGAAGUUGUAUACAUCUUGGAAUGCAAAUACUCUCUUGGGGAGAGAAAUAAAAGAAAAAAAUUCAAUAAAUGCUCCUAGUAGAGUAUGGGAAUAUGGAGACAGCCAUAUAAUUAAGUUAUAGUAUUGAACUUGGAUUGUACAUGGUAUUGUAGAUGCAUUGUUCUGGGCUUUAUGACUUCUAUGGAGCUCCUAAGGCGGCAGGGGUUGGCAACUUGUGGCUCUCCGGAUGAUUUGGCCUAUAAUAUUCAUCAUCAUUCACCAUUAGCUAUGUUGACAAGGGAUGAUAGGAGUUGUAGGCCAAAAUAUCUGGAAGGCUACAAGUUGCCCACCCCUGUCUUAAAACUAAGAAGAGCAACUCAGAAUCACAGGAGUCAUUCAAGAACUACUUACAUUGGAUUCCUGUCUAGCAUAUGCCACAAUGACUGCCUUUUACCUCAGAGAUAACGAAUUACAAAACAUCUAUGAUGUUUCCCUGUACAAUCCCAGAUCUGGUGGGUUCCUGUAUUAUUUUUAUUUCAUUUUAUUAUAUUUAUGAAUUCCAUGUGUCAGUGCAAAGUUUCCAAAAUCCAAUAAAGCUUUGGAAUUGAA
This is a messenger RNA of Elgaria multicarinata webbii, 7397 nucleotides long. RefSeq names its product YTH N6-methyladenosine RNA binding protein C2 (gene YTHDC2). Gene Ontology annotation, molecular function: RNA binding; ATP binding; helicase activity. NCBI's taxonomy places the organism in Eukaryota, Metazoa, Chordata, Lepidosauria, Squamata, Anguidae. The transcript is spliced from 31 exons. Bases 156 to 4319 code for a protein of 1387 amino acids. The record is from RefSeq and is a predicted model, not a curated record. Gene Ontology annotation, cellular component: intracellular anatomical structure.